Polypterus senegalus (gray bichir) is the source of this 2069-nucleotide messenger RNA. RefSeq lists its product as uncharacterized. The record is from RefSeq and is a predicted model, not a curated record. The coding region runs from base 362 to 1579 and encodes 405 amino acids. The transcript has 4 exons. NCBI's taxonomy places the organism in Eukaryota, Metazoa, Chordata, Cladistia, Polypteriformes, Polypteridae.
CCCCCUGUUUCAAUCAAAGUGGGAAUGACCAAUCUGAAGGCGAAUUGAUCCGUGUCGUCUUCACUGGAGUCCGGUCCAAAGGACAACAGUCAGAAAAAGUCUGAUCACACCUCACAAUCAUUCCGAGACCUGACCCUACCAGGCCAAGGGAUAUAAAAAGAACCGCCUAACAGAAGUUGGAGUCUCUUGUUCUGGACUAACCUAGACACAAGCCAGGAAAUGAGAGUGCUACAGAGACACACUUUAUUGAAACAGCAUUAGCACUGUUAAUGACAGCGUCCAAAUAUUUAUUGUUAUUAUUUUUACAUUUGGUCUCUAAGCGAGAAGUACCAGCUUGGUCCCCCAACCUUUGACCUUGCAUAUGUCCCUCUUUCAGCAUUAUAACAACGACAAAAUACAGAAUACAAUGGAUGAAAGGCUUGACGAGAACUCAGAUGAUGAUGAUGAGAGUGGAAUAUGCCAUGCAGCCGAAAAAUACGUUGAAGUACUUUUAAACAUCAGUCAGGAAACAAGAAGCCCAUCUCACAAUGUGUUUCACUUAGGUUGGGAAGAUGCGAUUGAAGGAUGGGGAAGGCCAACUAGGUCUGCUAGUGCUGCCACUCAGAAAAAAAAUAUAAAAACAAAGCCAACUGAUUAUGAAUAUCACUGUGUGCUUUGUUUAAAACCAAUGCAAUUUCCAGAAUGUCCUGAUCUACAGAAAGUAGACUGCACUCAAGGUGAAAAGAAACGAGUGGAGAGUCCUCCAGCUAGGUGCAAUUCAGCUUCUAAAAAAGAAACAUGCAGUAUCAAAACAAAUACAAUGCAGGCUUCUCAGCCACCCGGUAAACACGAAAAAAACCAGCCUGUAAUCUGCAAGGAAAAAUCUGAAGAAGCUGACUGUUGUGUUUUAAAGGAAUCCCAGUAUAUUCGGAAUGAAAGACCUGCACAGUGUUUAUCUACUAGAGACAAUGUACCCCAUGAAAGUUUAGCAGCCAACAGUUUAGCGGUCUUACCACCUAUAAAACAAGCUAUCUCAACUGAUGUAAGAAGUCCUACUACUCCUGUAAGAGAAAAUGAGAUAAUCUUUAUAGAUUCUGGAAAUAAGAUGGGAAAUAUGGAAUCUGAUAAAAUACACAAAGAAUCUUCAGAGGUUAAAGCUGUAGAAGGCAAUGAUGAAGUUACAACAUUAUCACCUCUAAACCUCAAUAAACCUCAAAGUACAGAAUUUUCAUCCCAUUCUUUCAUUCCAAAUCAGCACAUGCAGUCCAACACUGCAGAACUGUGGCACUGGCAGUCUCCACUACUUGAUGCAAAAGAUGCAGUGACUGCUUACAGGAUUCCGACCUCCAAGAAGACGGACAGCUCACAUAAUCCUACCAAGGUGCUACAUCAGCGAGGUGUGCACGUUUCUGGAAAUAACAUGAAACAGGAGGGAGUGAGGAAGAUGACUUUUCAGAAAAAUAGUCAAAACCAGCUGUUAUUGACAGGAAAUAAGAGUAAGAACACCAGUAGAGGAUCAGAUUUACCAACACAACCUACGCUUCCCAUGCUUGCUGGUACCAGGGUUCCAAUACCCACAUCACCUUACAGACUUUUUUAAACUUCUACAGGGGUCACUUGCUCUUCUGUACCAGAUACACUUAAAAUUUAGAACAUGGUAGAUAGACUGUUCCUUGUUAACAACGCAGAAAUGGAUAACAAGUAGCAGCUAAAUGCUUGCCACACAUUAAUUGGUCUUCUGUUUAUAAACUUUCUCCAAAAUUAGAUAUCAUGGCGUCCUUUUCCUUUAGCUGGCCCUGGUGGUGAACGAAGGCCUAUGUGCAACUUAUCUUCAGGUAGUCUAUUAGUAAAUCCUAUAAUUAAAUUUACUAAAGUGUCCUAAAAUCUAUUGAUGGGUUCUGCAGCAGUAAAAAACUAAACCCAGGCAAAUAAAAUGUAAACUUGUAAAGGGCUUUAAUACGUCCAUUUUUAUUUCUGCUACCCAUCCUCCAACUGUCAGCCUAUCCAAUUGUUUGUGCAUUCAUUCCAUUCUAUGUUGGGCUAACCUGCUUUAAACUAAUAUUAGGUUGGCUUAGAAUUAAUUAGUUUAA